AGAGCGACUUUAUUUGUAGUACAUCUUUUAAAAAAAGUUCAUAUUAUCGAAAUCAAACUUGAAACAGUGACGUGUUUAGGUUCAACAUAGAGAAAAUUAAAAUAAUUAAAUUCAAAACUUAACAAAUUAGGCAGAAUAGUUGAAAAAAGAAAUAAUAAGAAAAUGGAUCCCGAAGGUGCUGGCACACCGCAAGGAGCAGAAAGUGAACCAAAAUCGAUCAACCCUGAUCAGCGACCAAAUUCUAACACCAAUCAAGAAGAUAAUCUCAGUGCCGAUCCAAUUGCAAUAUUGUCCAUUUCACAUCAAAAUGAGCAGCAGCCGCGUACAUCAGGAUCUCCGGUCAAGAAAAAAGAUGUCCGAACAUCGCCGAAAAAGCAAGCUCCAAAGCAGUAUGAUGCACAGUCAUCGACUUCUCCGAAAAAGACGGCAAAUCAACAACAUGCUGAUCCUCAAAUGACAAUUUCAUCGGAAAAUCAGCAAUGUUCGAUUGAAUCAGACGUUUCGAAAAACGAAAUUCCUCACCAGCCUAAACAGAAAGCAGAAAGACCGCCGAGAACAUCAGGUUCUCCAGACAAGAAAAAAGAUGGCCGACCAUCGCCGAAAAGGCAAGCUCAAAAGCAGUCUGAUGUGCAGUCAUCGACUUCUCCGAAAAAGAUAGAAGAUCCGCAAGAAGCUUCAUCGGGAAAACAACCAUCAGCCCAAUCUUCGAAUCAACCAACAGUAACAACUGAAAUGCCACAUUUACUGUGUCCCUAUAAGGGAUCGGGUACACGUGGAACUAAAUUCAAAAGUUUACUCGAAACAAACUAUCUGAAACUGAAUAUCGACAAAAUGAAGGACUCAGCGUAUCAUUACGAUGUAACGAUUGAGCCAGAUAAACCAAAGAAAAAUAUGCCGAAGAUAUUUCAACAAUUUUGCACAAAUAAUUUUCCUGGUACAGGCAUUGCCUUUGAUGGGGCGCGUAAUGCAUAUUCACCAAUAGUUUUGAGUCUGGAAAAAAUUGAGCGUGAAGUCGAUUUUAUUCAUCCAGAAACGGGUGGCGUCCGCAAGUACCUCGUCAACAUAAAAGAAACGGAGAAUAUGGAAGUUGCAUUGAACCCAUUGAGAACAUACCACUCGACGCGUCAAUAUGAUGCACCGCAAAGAGCACUGCAGUGCAUUGAUGUCAUUUUGAAAGGAGCAUUUCAGCAGAAACAUUUAGAAAUGGGCAUCCAAGCGGCACGAUCAUUUUUCAUACCAGCUAGUAAUCGUGAAUACUUGGGUGACUUUUUCGAACUAUGGCUGGGUCUGUUUCAAAGUUCGGUGCUUGGAUCUAAUAUAUAUAUCAAUGUAGAUAUAGCACAUAAAGGAUUCCCCGAACGAUAUGAUUCGCUGGUAAAGAUGUUAGAGCAAAUGGCGAACGAAUAUCGAUGUGAUAUACGUCAGGCCACUAAUUAUAUGAGACGGCAUCUAUCCGGAAUGGAUGUAAUUUACAAGACACCCACUGUUGACGGAACAAUGUAUAGUUAUAAAUUUGUGGAUCUGGUUGGAGUGCCGGAUAAAGAAACAUUCAAAGAUAAAGAUGGCAAUCGACUUACAGUUGCCGAAUAUUUUCAAACCCAAAAUUAUACUAUUACCCGACCCGAUUUACCGUGUGUUAAGCUCGGUAACAGCAUCAAAAACAUAGUCGUACCAAUGGAGCACUGCUCCCUUUCAGAUCGUCAGGCUAUCAACAGAAAAUGUACCGAAAAUCAGACACGUAAAAUCAUUAGGGUCGCUGCGACUUCUACCGAUGUUCGGAAAUCCAAAAUCAUGGACAUGUUAGACAAGAUACAACACAACGAAUCACCAAUUGUACGGAGUUUCGGAUUGGAACUUGACACGAAUUUCGCCAAGGUCCAGGCACGAUGUUUGAAAGCGCCAAGUAUUGUGUAUGGUAAUGGCAAACUUGUAGAAGUGAAAAAUGGUGUCUGGCGUGGAGAAGGACAGCCAUUCUUGAUCCCGGAAUCUGCCAAUAAGUGGGCCAUUUUGAAUGUGAAUCAACGCACACGAAACAAUGAUUUAAAUGAGUUGGCAGCAAGUUUUUUUAGAAUUAGUAAGCCGACCAAUCUGAAUCUUGCUGAAAAACCAACUUACGUGCGUUCUGUUAACACUGUUAACCCUCGCGACAUCGAUGCAAAUAUUCAAAAAGAAUUGGAAUUUGCGAAGAAUGAACAAAUUCGAAUUUUGUUCUGCAUAAUACCCGAUUCUGGUCCAAUGUACUCAAAAAUUAAGCAGUUGGCUGAAACACGUAUCGGUGUGCUUACGCAGUGUAUAAAGGGCACAACGGUUUUCAAGAAAAGGAAGGACGGCAGCACCAUAUCUAACAUUUUGUUAAAAUGCAACGCCAAGCUCAACGGAACCAAUCAUCGUUUGAACGAGUCUCCAAUACUUGAGGACAAGUGUAUGUUAAUCGGCGCUGAUGUCACCCAUCCGUCUGGCGAACAGAAAAGUAUUCCUAGUGUUGUCGGUGUGGCGGCAUCGCAUGACGGGAACGCUUUUUGCUACAAUGUUUGUUGGCGUUUACAAGGACCGCGAGUAGAAAUCAUUCAAGAUUUUCAACAAAUUAUCGUGGAACAUUUAAGAUUCUACCAGAAGAAGAACGGUCACUUACCGAAUAAAAUUUUAUAUUACCGGGAUGGUGUAUCCGAGGGCCAGUUCCAACAAGUAAUGGCUAGCGAGAAAAUGGCUAUGGUUCGGGCAUGCAAUGAAAUUGAACCAGGUUACGAGCAUAAGGUUAAAAUGACCAUCAUCGUGGUUCAGAAACGCCAUCAUACACGAUUUUUCCCUGGGAAAACCGAAAUCGGUGGAAAAGACCGAAACAACAAUGUACCAGCUGGAACCAUCGUCGAUACGGAAAUAACACACCCGAAUGAAAAUCACUUUUACUUAGUGUCCCAUCAAUCCAUCCAGGGUGUGUCUAAACCAACCAAAUAUUGCAUUUUACUGGACGAAGCAAAUCAUUCGAUAGACGAUCUGCAGGGACUGUCGUACAACUUAUGCCAUUUGUUUUCACGGUGCAAUCGAUCAGUUUCGUAUCCGGCACCAACCUAUUAUGCCCAUUUGGCUGCGUACCGCGGUAGAGUCUACAUUGAGAAUGCACGCUUGAAUAUGAAGAACUUGUUGAAUGAAUGGCAAAAUCGAUCGAUCCACGAUCACAUUGCUAACGAGCAUCCAAUGUUUUUCGUCCAUUCACAUGAAGCAGAAGUUUCACUGAUCAAAAUGACAACAAUUCCAACAUUUGAACAGCAAAAUAUCAAUUUAAAAACUCGAAUUCAAGAUUCAAACACAAAAGAAAAACAACCGUCUUCUUCUUCUUCUUCUCCUGCUAUCAACAGAAAAUGUACCGAAAAUCAGACACGUAAAAUCAUUAGGGUCGCUGCGACUUCUACCGAUGUUCGGAAAUCCAAAAUCAUGGACAUGUUAGACAAGAUACAACACAACGAAUCACCAAUUGUACGGAGUUUCGGAUUGGAACUUGACACGAAUUUCGCCAAGGUCCAGGCACGAUGUUUGAAAGCGCCAAGUAUUGUGUAUGGUAAUGGCAAACUUGUAGAAGUGAAAAAUGGUGUCUGGCGUGGAGAAGGACAGCCAUUCUUGAUCCCGGAAUCUGCCAAUAAGUGGGCCAUUUUGAAUGUGAAUCAACGCACACGAAACAAUGAUUUAAAUGAGUUGGCAGCAAGUUUUUUUAGAAUUAGUAAGCCGACCAAUCUGAAUCUUGCUGAAAAACCAACUUACGUGCGUUCUGUUAACACUGUUAACCCUCGCGACAUCGAUGCAAAUAUUCAAAAAGAAUUGGAAUUUGCGAAGAAUGAACAAAUUCGAAUUUUGUUCUGCAUAAUACCCGAUUCUGGUCCAAUGUACUCAAAAAUUAAGCAGUUGGCUGAAACACGUAUCGGUGUGCUUACGCAGUGUAUAAAGGGCACAACGGUUUUCAAGAAAAGGAAGGACGGCAGCACCAUAUCUAACAUUUUGUUAAAAUGCAACGCCAAGCUCAACGGAACCAAUCAUCGUUUGAACGAGUCUCCAAUACUUGAGGACAAGUGUAUGUUAAUCGGCGCUGAUGUCACCCAUCCGUCUGGCGAACAGAAAAGUAUUCCUAGUGUUGUCGGUGUGGCGGCAUCGCAUGACGGGAACGCUUUUUGCUACAAUGUUUGUUGGCGUUUACAAGGACCGCGAGUAGAAAUCAUUCAAGAUUUUCAACAAAUUAUCGUGGAACAUUUAAGAUUCUACCAGAAGAAGAACGGUCACUUACCGAAUAAAAUUUUAUAUUACCGGGAUGGUGUAUCCGAGGGCCAGUUCCAACAAGUAAUGGCUAGCGAGAAAAUGGCUAUGGUUCGGGCAUGCAAUGAAAUUGAACCAGGUUACGAGCAUAAGGUUAAAAUGACCAUCAUCGUGGUUCAGAAACGCCAUCAUACACGAUUUUUCCCUGGGAAAACCGAAAUCGGUGGAAAAGACCGAAACAACAAUGUACCAGCUGGAACCAUCGUCGAUACGGAAAUAACACACCCGAAUGAAAAUCACUUUUACUUAGUGUCCCAUCAAUCCAUCCAGGGUGUGUCUAAACCAACCAAAUAUUGCAUUUUACUGGACGAAGCAAAUCAUUCGAUAGACGAUCUGCAGGGACUGUCGUACAACUUAUGCCAUUUGUUUUCACGGUGCAAUCGAUCAGUUUCGUAUCCGGCACCAACCUAUUAUGCCCAUUUGGCUGCGUACCGCGGUAGAGUCUACAUUGAGAAUGCACGCUUGAAUAUGAAGAACUUGUUGAAUGAAUGGCAAAAUCGAUCGAUCCACGAUCACAUUGCUAACGAGCAUCCAAUGUUUUUCGUCUAAUUUGGUACAAUAUGAGAUGGCUGUCUUGCAUGUGGUGACAUAUUAUUAAGUUUAUUGAGGCUAUAUAUUCGUUUUAUGACUUUACUAUUGUAUUUUGUACCUUUUGAGGCUGUAUUAUCAUUAAUCAUUUUACAGAGUUUAACGACAAUUAAAACCACUUUCGAUAAAGUGAAACGGUUUUUGCAUU
Bradysia coprophila is the source of this 5038-nucleotide messenger RNA. Its product is annotated as protein argonaute-2-like. Lineage: Eukaryota; Metazoa; Arthropoda; Insecta; Diptera; Sciaridae. The record is from RefSeq and is a predicted model, not a curated record. Gene Ontology annotation, molecular function: protein binding; RNA binding.